Molecule: messenger RNA, 1855 nt
Organism: Agelaius phoeniceus (red-winged blackbird)
Lineage: Eukaryota; Metazoa; Chordata; Aves; Passeriformes; Icteridae
Source: RefSeq, a predicted model, not a curated record
GGGGCGCUGCAGCACCACGCGGAGGCGCCGCGCAGGCGCCCCCUGGAGGCCAAGGAGGCGGCGGCGGCGCUGGGCGAGGCCAGGGGCGUGGCCAGGGCCAGGGGGCUGGAGCACGUGCUCAAGCUGAAGCUGCUGCAGGAUCAGCAAAAAACGGAAAUUCUGCAAUUUGUGCUGUCGCUGUUGGAGGCUCAGGCCGCAUUUUUCAGCCGCGGCCACCAGGGGGCGACAGCGACGCGCGACUACCGGGGACACCUGGGGGCGCAGUUGGAGCAGGGGCAGCUGGAGGGGGCGCGGCGGCGCCGGGACCUGGAGCAGCGGCAGCAGCUCCUCCUGCAGCAGGACCUGUCACAGGAGGAGGUGGGCGUGGCCACGGGGGAGGCGGGGCCUGAGGCUCCGCCCAUUCAGGGUUACCUGUACAAGAGAGCGAGCAACGCCUUCCGCACCUGGAGCAGGCGCUGGUUCUUCAUCCAGAGCAACCAACUGCUCUACCUGAAACGGGCCCGAGACCCCCCCACGGUGGUGAUCGAGGACCUGAGGCUCUGCACGGUCAAACCCUGCCCCGACCUCGAGCGCCGCUUCUGCUUCGAGGUCGUCUCCCCCUCCAAGUCGUGCGUGCUGCAGGCGGACUCGGGCCCGGGGCAGCAGCGCUGGGUGAGCGCCGUGCAGAGCGGGAUCGCCUGCGCCUACAGCCAGGGGGCGCCGCCACAGACGGUGCCCCCCAGGGCGGGGUCGCUGUCGGGGCCCCCCCCGGAGCCCCCCCCGGUUUUGGGGGCGAUUUUGGGGCUGGAGGGGAACGGGAGCUGCUGCGACUGCAGGGAGCCCCGGCCAGAAUGGGCCAGCGUCAACCUGGGCAUCACCCUGUGCAUCCAGUGCUCGGCCAUCCACAGGAGUUUGGGGGUUCACUUCUCCAAGGUUCGCUCGCUCACCCUGGACUCGUGGGAACCCGAACUGGUGAAGCUGAUGUGCUCCCUGGGGAACCUGGCCCUGAACGGGAUUUAUGAGGCGCGGGUGGAGGAGAUGGGGGUCAAGAGACCCCCCCCGAGCUGCUCCCGGGCCCAGCGCGAGAGUUGGAUCCGGGCCAAGUACGUGGAGAAGCGAUUCGUGAGGGGCGUGGCCGGACACGCCCCCAGGCCACGCCCCUCGCGCCAGGGACACGCCCCCAGACCAAGCCCCGCCCCCCGAGGGGGCCCUGCCCAAGCUCCGCCCCCGGAUCCCGCCGAGCCCGAGGGCGCCCCCUGCCUGCACCCCGGGGCUCUGCUGUCCUGGGCCGCCCGGCGGCGCCGCCUGCGCACCAUGGCCGAGGCGCUGGCCCAGGGCGCCGACCCCGGCUGGGCCAACAGCGCCGAGGGCAACCGCACCCCCCUGCUGGAGGCCGUGGCCGUGAAUUCCCUGCUGGCCUGCGAGUUCCUGCUGCAGAACGGGGCCAGCGUCAACCAGAGCGACAGCUGCGGGCGGGGCCCGCUGCACCACGCCACCAUGCUGGGACACACCGGCCUGGCCUGCCUGUUCCUGAAGCGGGGGGCCGACGUCAACGCGGUGGACGCGGACGGGAGGGACCCCCUGACCAUCGCCAUGGACUUGGCCAACGCCGACAUCGUCACCCUGCUGCGAUUGGCCAAGAUGAGAGAGCUGGAGGUGGCCCAGGGACAGACCGGUGACGACACCUACCUCGACAUCUUCCGCGACAUCUCCCUGAUGGCCUCGGACCACCCCGAGAAACUCGCCCGGGCCCCUCCCCCCAAACACUCCACCCUUUAGCCCCGCCCCCUCGGCAAAGCCACGCCCAUCCCGCAGAACCACGCCCCCUCCUCGGGCAGCAGCCAAUGGAAUAAAGGCAGGGUUUGAUCAAAAUUCA